Molecule: messenger RNA, 3524 nt
Organism: Oncorhynchus mykiss (rainbow trout)
Lineage: Eukaryota; Metazoa; Chordata; Actinopteri; Salmoniformes; Salmonidae
Product: protein arginine N-methyltransferase 9
Biological process (GO): chromatin remodeling; peptidyl-arginine methylation, to asymmetrical-dimethyl arginine
Cellular component (GO): nucleus
Molecular function (GO): protein binding; protein-arginine N-methyltransferase activity; histone methyltransferase activity
Source: RefSeq, a predicted model, not a curated record
AUGAAGUUGUUUUUGACAAAAAUGCAGACGUGUCAGUUUGUCACAUUCACGAGAUUAGAGCAAAGAAGUUCAACUACUUGAGACAUGGUCUCCAAUCUAGGCUGUGCCUUUAGAUUUCGAGAAGAUUAACAGCUAAGGAAUAUUUUUUCACUUAUCUUAUUGAUUUAUCUAAACCAAAACCGCGGCCUGUUCUGUUGGUCUGCUUCACAAUCGUUCCCGGAAGUCUGGCGAUGUUGCGUCUCUGGGUUUAGGAACUCUUAUUAUACUUCACUGUCAGUGGUCUUCAGCUAACGGCGCUAUCAGAUGCUGCUAUCGCUACAUUUUAUACUGUUAAUGUGAUCGUUUAUAACGUUACUGUUGUAUUUAAAUGCUAGAUUGUGUGAUACAUAUAUAUGUGAUCGGAAUGCCCAACACCAGCACCAGGCCUAAGCGGGGCAGACGGAACCGUCGGGUGCCCAGGGAGGACCCUGCCAGGAAUGAGCUGGUGUCCAGGUCACUGGAGAGUGCCCAGCAGUGUCUGUUCAACCAAGACUAUGGGACCGCCUUUGUCCACUACCUUCUCGUCCUCAACCUGGCUCCUGUGCUGAAGGACUUUGCCAGUGAGUCCUUUAGGUUCACUCUGUUCAAAUGGGCAGAUGAGCUCGACUCUCUGGGGCGCAUCCAGGACCUGUUUGACUGCUAUGAACAGGCUCUGGAGCUCUUCCCUUCUGAUGAGGUCAUCAUCAACAGCAUGGGCGAACACCUGUUCAGAAUGGGAUUCCGGGAUGAGGCCGCUGGUCAUUUCCACAAGGCGCUGAAGCUGAAGCCGGACUACCCUGAGGCCAAGGAGAAUUUCUACCGCGUGGCCAACUGGCUGGUGGAGCGCUGGCACUUCCUGAUGCUCAAUGAUCGCAGGAGGAACCACAAGUACCAGCAGGCCAUCCAGAAGGCUGUUGAGGGAGGCUGCAACACUGUGUUAGAUAUAGGCACAGGCACCGGUAUCCUCGGAAUGUGUGCUAAGAAGGCAGGGGCGGCUGAGGUGUACGCCUGUGAGCUGUCCAAGACCAUGUACGAACUGGCCUGUGAGGUGGUCACUGCUAACGGAAUGAAUGGACGCAUCAAGAUCCUCCAUAUGAAGUCGCUGGAGAUGGAAGUGCCUAAAGACAUCCCUAAGAGGGUAUCGCUGGUUGUCACCGAGACUGUAGAUGCCGGCCUAUUUGGUGAAGGUAUUAUAGAGAGCCUUAUACACGCCUGGAAUCAUCUGCUUUUGCCUCCACAGAGCACCCAGGACCCAUCCAGGCCUCCCUCCCAAGCAGGCCGGGUCAUCCCUGCCGGAGCCACUGUGUUUGGGAUGGCUGUCCAGUGCCUGGAGAUCCGCCGCCAUCACAGGCUGUGUGUGUCUGAGGUGGGAGGCCUGACCACGGCUGCAGCCGGAGAGCUCCACAGCCCAGUAAGCUGCAGCUCAGAGGAUGACUCCACAGAGCCCUACACCACAGAGAGACUGAGCAGACUGCCUGGAGGCUACACGCCCCUCACUGAACCCUUCAAUGCCCUGGACAUAGACUUCAACAACGUGCAGGAGCUGGAGGGUCUGUGCUCCAGGGAGGUGAGCCGGGUGCGUCUACCUGUAACUGGGGAGGGUCUGCUGGACGCCCUGGCCGUGUGGUUCCAGCUCCACCUGGACCAGCAGAGUAGCCUGUCCACCGGCCCUAAGGAGGACACCUGCUGGGAGCAGGCCAUUUACCCCAUUCAGACACCACACAAUUUUCCCCUGAGGCCUGGUGACGAGCUCAUCGUGGAGAUCUCCUGCCGGGACGCCUACCUGAGACUCUGCAGCGUUGCCGUAGCGAGAGACGGACGAGAGUUCCGUCUAGACGACUGUCUGGAUCCAGACAUACCUAGAAACAACCCAGGCCCGAGCGGCAAUCCCAACCCAAGCCUUAACGCCGAGGCAGAACUGUGCAGCGCCCUAGCUUGCCUCGGGACAGAGCAGAGCAGUGGACCUCGAGACUACACCAUGCUGGAGUGUGCUGAAAUGGCCCUCCUCAACAACCAGCCCUACCACGAUAGUUUCCGCAGGGCACUGGCUAAACUCAUCACCAACCUGAAGGACGCUCGUUCGAUCCAGGGUCCCAGCAAGGGUCAAGGGUUAGAGGUCAUGCCUCUCACUGACCCCCCAAGUGGCCCUAUGGACCCUGGUCCUGACCCCUUCUACGUGCUGGACGUGUCCGAGGGCUUCUCUGUUCUCUCCCUCAUGGCAGCCAGUCAGGGCCAGGUGAAGGCCUAUAGUUCGGUAGAGAAGACCCAGCACCAGGCGGUGCUCAGGAGGCUGGCCAUGGCCAACGGUGUCCCAGAGGAGGCUCUCGAGUUCUGGCUGAACCAGGUGGAGGACGAGCAGGCAGUGCUCCAGAGACCCUCCAGGGAGAAGCUGUGGAGCGCCAUUAUAUUAGACUGCGUGGAGACCUGUGGCUUAGUGAGGCAGAAGCUGAUGGAGAAAGCCACCCUAGCCAGGUGCCUGUUGGAGGACGGCGGUCAGAUCUUCCCAGAGAGAAUAGUGUUGUACGGGAUGCUGGUGGAGUCUGACACCCUGCUGCUGGAGAGUGCUGUCCAGGGCCAGGAGCCGACACUGGGCUUCAACAUCGCCCCGUUCAUCAACCAGUUCACUGUUCCAGUCCAUGUGUUUCUGGACUUGUCCACUCUGCAGUGUAGACAUCUCAGUGACUCUGUAGAACUCUUUAUCCUGGACCUCAUGAACACCAACGCCAACUAUACCAACAGAGACGUCAUGGUCCAGGCUAGUGCCUCAGGCAGGGUAACUGCUGUGCCCUUCUGGUACCAGAUCCACCUGAACGAGGAGAUCAGCGUGAGCACCUUCAACCAGGACUCCCAUUGGAAGCAGGCUGCUGUGGUGCUGCACCAGCCCCUGGCAGUGAGGGAGGGAGACUGGGUACGACUGGCCGUCACCCUGCAGAAGAGCUCCAUCUCCAUAUCAGCCAGUAUAGAGGAAGAGGCUGGAGAGACCGGGACUGUGGAUUCUGUUAGAGUCCGCUCAGUGACUGUCCGUGAUAAGUAGAUGUCUGGUGAUAUGAAAGUACAAGAGGCAACUUCAUAAGUGUUUAAAAGGAGGAAGUUGUGGUGCUUUUGAUUCUACAAGAGCAUCAAGUCCACUCAGUCUUACUGGGAGAGAGGUCAAGGUAUCACUCUGGGUUCUAUAUUGUGAGUGUGAACUGCAUAUAUGUCGAGGGGAAGGGAUUGGACUAUGGAUUCUCCGGAAGUGCCAGCUCUAAAAUGACCCCACAAUAGCGACCAUCUCAAUAUGCCUUCUCUCAGGACUUUCAAAGACAUUUACAUGUUUUAUGAUGUGCUCAUCUUGAGACGUUUUGGUCUUCAGUGUGUUCAUAAUCUUGUUUUGGAAUGACGUCUCUUGAUUAUGGUUGCAGUCUUCAUUCAAAUGUUUUGUAUCAGCACUUGCAUUUUUAUUUCCAAAAUAAUAAUUUAGAAAUCAAAGAAAAUCACAAUGAACAACCAAGAGACUUGGUGUCACC